AUGGUUUUCGAGGACGAAAGCAGUGAUGACAACUCGAGCCUCCCAUACAUGCAGUCCUCCUCCAGCACCGAUGGGCUUAACCAGUCACUUGAGGACCCGGAGUACAAGGGCCUUGAGCUAGAUCUGAUGGUGUUCUGUGAGAAGCAUGGCAAGGCAUCAGAGAGGCUGGUUGCAUUUGAAGGAACAGACACUGGAAGAAGGUUCUUAGCAUGUGCAGAGCCGGAAGAUGCCAAGACUGCCAGGAGGAAUGACAAUCUUGAAAGUGCUCUAAAGAUUCACCAUCUUACAAAAGAGAAAAACAAAUUGGAUGCCACCUAUGACAAAGCUAAAAAAAUUGAGGAGAAGCUCACCCAUGAGAAGCUAGAGCUGAAGCUUCAGGUUGCUGAUUUGCUAAAGGGAAAUGAAAAGCUUAGUGAGGAGAGGGUCCAGUUAAAGCUUCAUGUUGUCGAGCUCAUCAAGGGAGAGGAAGAGCAAAAGCAGAAGAUCAAGGGGAUCCAGGCCAUGUUAGAGGAAUGA
Molecule: messenger RNA, 516 nt
Organism: Aegilops tauschii subsp. strangulata
Lineage: Eukaryota; Viridiplantae; Streptophyta; Magnoliopsida; Poales; Poaceae
Source: RefSeq, a predicted model, not a curated record